AUGGCUACUCGUCCUGAACCCCUCCGCCUCGGCAGCGUCGCCCCCAACUUCAAGGCAGAUACCACCAAAGGCCCCAUCGACUUCCAUGAGUUCAUUGGCGACGGAUGGGUCGUCCUCUUCUCGCACCCUGAAGAUUAUACACCAGUCUGCACCACCGAGUUGGGUGCAUUUGCAAAAUUGGAGCCGGAGUUCAAGAAACGAGGUGUCAAGUUGAUUGGUCUGUCUGCAAACACCAUUGAGAGCCAUGGAGGAUGGAUCAAAGAUAUCAACGAGAUCAGUGGCAGCGAUUUGCAAUUCCCAAUCAUUGGAGACAAGCAGAGGCAGGUUGCACUCCUAUAUGACAUGCUUGACCACCAAGAUGCCACCAACGUCGAUUCCAAGGGAAUUGCCUUCACCAUUCGAUCAGUCUUCGUGAUUGAUCCCAGCAAGAAGAUCCGAACCAUCCUAUCCUACCCCGCUUCAACUGGCCGAAACUCGGCUGAAGUGCUCAGAAUUGUCGACUCCCUUCAGACAGGUGACAAGUGGAAGGUCACCACUCCCAUCAACUGGGUUCCCGGUGACGAUGUCAUUGUUGCGCCUCCCGUCAAGACCGAGGACGCCCAGAAGAUAUGGCCUGAUAUGAAAAUCAUCAGACCAUACCUACGAACAACUCCGCUUCCCAAGGAGAAGACCUCUGCUGCUUAG
Messenger RNA from Exophiala bonariae, 684 nucleotides. RefSeq lists its product as uncharacterized. Gene Ontology annotation, molecular function: peroxiredoxin activity. Bases 1 to 684 code for a protein of 227 amino acids. The record is from RefSeq and is a predicted model, not a curated record. Gene Ontology annotation, cellular component: cytosol; mitochondrion. Lineage: Eukaryota; Fungi; Ascomycota; Eurotiomycetes; Chaetothyriales; Herpotrichiellaceae. Gene Ontology annotation, biological process: cell redox homeostasis; cellular response to oxidative stress; cellular oxidant detoxification. The transcript is spliced from 2 exons.